AUGGCUCCACCACCUGCUUUGAAGCGCACAAAUUCUCUAGCAGAUAACAUGCCCGAUGCAUUGAAACAUAGUAGGUACCAUAUGAAGAAGUGCUUUGCUAAGUACCUAGAGAAAGGGAGAAGGAUCAUGAAACUUCACCAUUUGAUGGAAGAAGUUGAACGAAUUAUAGAUGAUAAAAUUGAAAGAAAUCAAGUUUUGGAAGGCAUUCUAGGCUUCAUAUUGAGCUCUAUACAGGAAGCUGUUGUUGAUCCACCAUAUGUUGCAUUUUCUAUUAGGCCUAAUCCAGGAGUUUGGGAAUAUGUACGUGUCAACUCCGAGGAUCUUUCGGUUGAUGCUAUUACCCCUACUGAUUACCUCAAAUCCAAGGAAAGGGUAUAUGACCAAAAAUGGGCAAAUGAUGAAAAUGCAUUUGAAGCAGACUUUGGAGCAUUUGAUUUUGGGAUUCCGAAAUUAACUCUAUCUUCUUCAAUCGGAAAUGGACUUCACUUUGUUUCAAAGUUCUUAGCUUCAAAGACAACCGGGAAAUUGACAAAAACACAGGCUAUAGUGGACUACUUGUUGAGAUUAAAUCAUCACGGAGAAAGUCUAAUGAUAAAUGACACCUUGAGCUCAGCUGCAAAACUUCAGCAAGCAUUAAUUGUGGCUAAUGUUUUCGUUUCAGCAAUUCCCAAGGACACUUCAUAUCACAAUUUUGAGCUAAGGUUAAAGGAGUGGGGUUUUGAGAAAGGAUGGGGAGAUACCGCAGGUAGGGUGAAGGAGACAAUGAGAACUUUAUCAGAAAUACUCCAAGCACCUGACCCAAUUAAUCUAGAGAAAUUUUUCAGCAGAAUUCCUACAAUGUUUAAAGUAGUGAUCUUCUCAAUUCAUGGUUAUUUUGGGCAAGAAGAUGUUCUUGGCUUGCCAGACACUGGUGGCCAGGUAGUUUACAUAUUGGAUCAAGUCAAGGCUUUGGAGGAAGAGUUACUUCUAAAAAUUAAGCAACAAGGGCUAAAUUUUGAACCUCAAAUUCUUGUGGUAACAAGGUUGAUACCGGAUGCUAGAGGAACCAAGUGCCACCAGGAGUUUGAACCAAUCCAUGGUACCAAACACUCCCACAUUCUACGUGUGCCUUUUUAUACAGAAAAAGGAAUUUUACGUCAAUGGGUUUCUCGCUUCGACGUUUAUCCCUAUCUUGAGAGGUUUACUCAGGAUGCAACAACCAAGAUUUUGGACCUAAUGGAAGGGAAACCUGAUCUUGUUAUAGGAAAUUACACAGAUGGAAAUUUAGCAGCAUCUCUAAUGGCUAGAAAACUUGGGAUAACUCAGGCAACUAUAGCACAUGCUUUGGAGAAAACCAAGUAUGAAGACUCAGAUGUCAAGUGGAAAGAGUUAGAUCCUAAAUAUCACUUCUCAUGUCAAUUCAUGGCUGAUACAAUUGCAAUGAAUUCAUCCGAUUUCAUCAUAACCAGUACAUACCAAGAAAUCGCGGGAAGCAAAGAUAGACCUGGACAGUAUGAAAGCCAUGCUGCAUUUACUCUUCCAGGGCUUUGUAGGGUUGUCUCAGGGAUAAAUGUGUUUGAUCCUAAGUUCAAUAUAGCUGCACCAGGUGCUGAUCAAAGUAUCUAUUUCACUUACACAGAAAAAGACAAAAGGCUUUCUCAAUUUCACCCUGCCAUUGAAGAUCUUCUCUCUAAUAGAGUGGAUAACAAUGAACAUAUUGGAUAUCUAGCGGAGAGGAGGAAACCUAUAAUCUUCUCAAUGGCAAGGCUUGAUGUAGUGAAGAACUUAAGCGGAUUAGUCGAGUGGUAUGGAAAGAACAGGAGAUUAAGAAACUUGGUGAACCUUGUCAUAGUUGGUGGCUUCUUUGACCCUUCAAAAUCAAAAGAUAGAGAGGAAAUGGCAGAAAUAAAGAAGAUGCAUGAUUUAAUUCGAAAGUAUCAAUUAAACGGCCAAUUCAGAUGGAUUGCUGCGCAGACUGAUCGAUUUCGCAACGGAGAGCUGUAUCGCUGCAUUGCUGAUACAAAGGGAGCUUUUGUGCAGCCUGCUUUGUAUGAAGCAUUUGGAUUAACUGUCAUUGAAGCAAUGAACUGCGGCUUGCCAACUUUUGCUACUAAUCAAGGAGGUCCGGCAGAAAUAAUUGUUGAUGGAGUCUCAGGAUUCCACAUUGAUCCCCUAAACGGAGAUGGAUCAAGCAACAAAAUUGCUGAUUUCUUUGAAAAAUGCAAAGUAGAUCCAUCCUAUUGGAACAUGAUUUCUGAGUUCGGAUUGCAGCGCAUAAAUGAAUGCUAUACAUGGAAGAUAUAUGCAAACAAGUUGGUAAAUAUGGGAAACAUUUACACCUUUUGGAGGCAUGUGAACAAGGAGCAAAAAGAGGCAAAGCAAAGAUACAUCCAUAUGUUCUAUAAUUCCUUAUUCAAGAAUUUGGUUAAGAAUGUACCUAUUCCAAGUGAUGAACCUCAAAAACCAAUAGACAACCAACAAAGUCUCAAACAACAGGGCUCUAGCACCAGACGUUCACAGUCCACAUUGAGAAGGUUUUUACCUGGAGCUUAA
Messenger RNA from Vicia faba (fava bean), 2532 nucleotides. Lineage: Eukaryota; Viridiplantae; Streptophyta; Magnoliopsida; Fabales; Fabaceae. The record is from the annotation of a GenBank genome assembly.